Messenger RNA from Adineta ricciae, 2595 nucleotides. NCBI's taxonomy places the organism in Eukaryota, Metazoa, Rotifera, Eurotatoria, Adinetida, Adinetidae. The record is from the annotation of a GenBank genome assembly.
AUGCUGUUCUGCAACGCUUAUUCCGGCAUUUUAGGUUUUGUGUGUGAUGGCUGUAAAAUAGAGGAUUUCGAAGGUUUACGAUAUCAUUGCGAAAUCUGCAUCGAUUACGAUUUAUGUGAAAAGUGUCAUGAUGAUGGGAAAGAAAGUUUACAACAUUUAAAAGUGCAUGCUAUGGAACGCAUUUCAGACUGCAGUCCUUCUCAAUCUGCUGUUGCACUGAAUUUGCCAGUGGACAGUUCAAUGUUACCUGAUGGAAGCAAUGACAAUCGAAUAAGUGAAGUGGAAUAUCUCUCUAUUUUAUUGGAUUUUUGUCUUCGACGUUUUAUUGAUGAGCCAAUACGUUGUGAAUACAUUAAUACUGUCCAUUUCAAAGAACGUUUUGCUGAUGCUUUAAACUGGACGAAUGGUUUCAUCGCAAAAUUAUCUGGUAGCCGUCUGACCGGUUUAGUCGAACAAUAUUUCGUUGAGUUGGCUAACGAUCGUANUGAGAAAUCACUCAAAAUAAGACAAAUAGUCAUGCCUGCAAACCAUCCCGAUUUGGCUAGCUCCUACAGAAACAUCGGCGAAGUAUAUUGCCAUAUGUAUAACUAUAGACAAGCAUUGGAAUUCUACUAUAAAGCUCUUGAAAUCGACAAAAAAGUUUUGCCCCCGAGUCAUCCGAAUUUGGCUUCUUCCUACAAUAACAUUGGUGCUGUACAUUUCGACAUGGGUAAUGCUGCCAGUGCACUGAGAUGUUACGAAAAAGCGCUAGAAAUCUUCGAAAAAAACCGCUCGACCAAUCAUCUCGACCUGUCUGCAACUUACAGUAACAUCGGUCACGUGUAUCACCGCAUGGGCCACUAUUCACAAGCAUUGGAAUUUUACUACAAAACUCUUCAAAUCGACGAAAAAUGUCUAUCUUCGAGCCAUCCCAGGUUGUCUCAAUCCUACAAUGCAAUCGGCGCAUUGUAUAGUAGUAUGGCUGACUACCCGAAAGCACUUGAGUAUUUAUUAAAGAUUCAGGAAAUCUACGAAAAAAGUUUACCUGUGAAUCACACUAGUUUGGCUAGUUUUUACUUAAACAUUGGUGACGUUUAUCGUCUUAUCGGUAAUUAUGAGAAAGCCCUUUGGUUUCAACAUGAAGCAAAUAAAAUAUUCAAAAACAUUUUGCCAUUUGAUCAUCCGCAUAUGGCUGUUUCCUAUUGCAACAUCGCUGCAGUUUACCGCGACAUGAAUGAUAACUUCACAGCGCUUGAUUUUUACGAGAAAUCUCUACCAAUCUUAGAGAAAACUGUAUAUACCGAUCAUUCGUAUUUAGCUAUUUGUUAUCACGGUAUUGGCACAGUUCAUCGAAAUUUGGCCAAUUACACAAAAGCAUUAGAAUUUUUUGAAAAGUCACUUAGAAUAAGAGAAAAUUUCCUGCCUCCUGAUCAUCCUGAUAUCGCUCAAUCCUACCAUAACAUUGGUUGUAUCUAUCAGACCAAUGGGGAUUCUUACAAAGCGAUAGAUUUCUAUGAGAAAGCAGUUAAAAUAACAGAAAAGUGUGGAUAUUCGCAUACUCCGUCGUCAGUAAUAUUAUACCAGGACAUAGCUACAGCUUACUUAGUUGUAGGUCAGAUGUUGAUAGUAGCGCAAAUGAAUUUCAAAUUGGCACAUAAUAUUCUUCGUAUUACAAAUCCAAAUGAAUUCAUUCAAUUUUACCUGAAUAACUUCGGUAUGCAAAAUACUUUAAUUCACAAUACAUCGUACAAUGUUAGUCUCUUGGGCUACCCCACAAAUUAUGACGAAAACUUCAACAAAACUUCGAGUGCAUUUCCAUCGCCAACAUUUCUUGAAUUACAUCAUGCGGGUGCAGUAACAAAUAUCUCAAUGGUUAAUUCGGGUAGUGUAAAUGUCUAUUGGAAGAUGGGAAUCACAUUACACGAUGUUGAUCAUGCAAGAGAAAUCUUACAAUCGAAAGGAAUCAAGACAAGUGAUCCGUCACAAUUCGAAAAUAUUGGUUAUGUGUGUCAUCUGACAGAUCCAAAUGGUUUUAUCAUUGAAUUAUUACAGCAUCAUUUUCAAGAAACAUUUCUUAAAAAACACCUACCAAAAGAGAACUUUCGAUUGGGAUAUCCAUGUUGUAUUGGACAGAUCACAUUACAAGUGAAUGAUAUAGAUAAAACUCAAAACUUCUAUGGUGAUGUAUUGGGUAUGGAAUUGUUGUCGAUACAAGAAGUACCACGAUAUGGUUUUACGCUAUAUUUUUAUGCUUGGACAGAUGAAGAUCCACCCAAAUCGGAGGUGAUCAGCACGCGUGAAUGGUUAUGGAAACGACCAUAUACAACUAUUGAACUACGGCACUUUCAUGGAACAAAACAGAUACCACAUUUUACAGAUUUACAAAAAGAUGAAAUCGGCUUUCAAGGUAUUCGAAUAAUGUGUACUGAUCUAGAUUUAUUUAAAGACAAAAUGACAGAAGAAAAUAUUAGUUUCAACGAAUCGAAUGGAGCAUUCGGAAGAGAAAUUGUCAUUCGAGAUCCCGAUAAUAUACCGAUUUAUGUUACAACCAAAUUUGAAUAUCAUGCGCUUCGUACCAACUACCAUUAUGAUCCGGAUACAGACAACGUUUUGUAG